AUGGCGACCAACAAGAAACACACGCGCUCAUCCAGUGCACCGGCUGCUCAAUAUGAUUAUCAUGAAGAUGAUGAAGAGGAGAAGAUGCAGCAGCGCCAAUAUCAUCGUGAUGAUUGUAUCGUUGUAAUACGUGGUGGAUCAAGACGCACAAGCUUUCGACCGAGGCCGAUCAACACCAAAAACCUGCGAACCUUGAAUGAGAAAAGCAAAGAUUUGCCUUCCGCAAGUGUUGUCAGCAAUACCAGUAGUGCAUCUACGGUUGUCGACGACACUGCGUAUUCGAUCUUUUCACCAACAAAGAAGCGGGUCAUUGUUGUCCUGGCAUCCAUGGCUGCAUUUUUCUCUCCGUUCUCGGCUAACAGCUACUUUCCAGCCUUGGCAAAAAUUGAGCAGGAUCUCAAUAUAACCACCCAACAAGUAAAUUUGUCAGUCACCGUGUUCAUGCUCUUCCAAGCUAUAUCACCUUCAUUUUGGAGCGUGCUAGCAGAUACACAUGGUCGACGUCCAGUAUACCUUGCAACGCUUUUUGUUUACAUCCUAGCAUCCAUUGGCACAGCACUUGCAUCAAGCUAUGUUGCCUUGCUUCUAUUUCGAAUGUUACAAGCCUUUGGAUCAAGCUCUGUCAUUGCUAUUGGUGCAGGCACCAUUGCGGACAUUGCACCACCCUCUGAACGAGGUGGAUACCUUGGAUGGUACUCAUUGGGCUUUAACAUUGCACCUUUGCUUGGACCAGCAAUAGGAGGUUUUCUAUCACAAUACCUCGGUUGGAGAUGGAUCUUUUGGACAAUGGCGAUCAUUUGCGGCAUACAUUGGCUAGUUCUUGGGUGCUGGCUUCCCGAGACACUACGUUCACUGGUAGGAAAUGGAUCAGGCUAUGCCAAUCCAACACCUAUGCAAUGGUGGCAGCAUCAACGCACUACUCAACAAUCAUCAAGCGGUGGUGGUGGUGGUGUUACUGAUCCAGCAACCUUGGAUGACGCUGCAACAGUGGUAGUACCUCCACGUGAAGAAAAGAAAAAAUGGAAAAGUUGGUCCUUGCGACAAGUUGUUUUGCUGCCAUUCCAACCACUAUUGUACGCCAAGGAAUGGGAUGUGCUGGUCCUAUUACUUUUAUAUGGAGUUCAAUAUGGAGCAUGUUACGCAAUGACUACAUCCAUGCCAUACUUGUUUUCACGCGUCUAUCAGCUCAAUGAAAGCCUGAUUGGUGCUUCAUACCUUGCGAAUGGAAUAGGCUGUAUAGUGGGAUCCGUUUUUCAAGGCAAGGUGCUAAACUACAAUUACAAGCGCCUAAUGCAGUUCCAUUACACUGACGAAAACCACGACUUUCCAAUCGAACAUGCACGACUUCGUACCUUGUGGAUACAUGCCAUGCUAUUCAAUGUGCUUUUCGUGGUAUAUGGUUGGAUGCUCUACUAUAAAAUCCAUAUUGCCAUGGUGCUCUCGAUUCAGUUUAUUCUGGGCUUCACCUCACAAGCUAUCUUUAAUGCAUCACAAACGCUCUUGGUUGAUCUUUUCCCAGACAAAUCUGCAUCCGUGACAGCCACCAACAACAUGUUUCGCUGCUUCUUUGGAGCUUUGGCGACAGUGAUGGUAUUACCAACGAUACAAGUCGUAGGUGUUGGAUGGGCUUUUACUGUCAUCUCAGCUGCCUUGCUCUUAUCCCGAGUAACUUUGGUGCUUGCAUUAUCGCAUGGACCCAAGUGGCGUCGUCAACGAAUGAAUGCCGAGGCCAUCAAGGCCUGA
Molecule: messenger RNA, 1743 nt
Organism: Lichtheimia ornata
Lineage: Eukaryota; Fungi; Mucoromycota; Mucoromycetes; Mucorales; Lichtheimiaceae
Exons: 5
Coding region: 1-1743 (580 amino acids)
Biological process (GO): transmembrane transport
Molecular function (GO): transmembrane transporter activity
Source: RefSeq, a predicted model, not a curated record